AUGUUUCGUACAUCAUACGAGUUGAGUAGCAGAACUGUGAUUGAUACGGGGAAUCCAUCGUACGACCCCGAUCAGGUUUACGACUGUGAUAUGUGUUCGGACGGCGGCUGGUGUAGCGAGACAGAAGUGAAUAUUCAUAAAAAUAAUAAACACAGCAAAGAACGCGACGCUAUUACCACGGACGAGACGAAACACGCUUGCAAGAUCUGUGUCAUACCUCACAAAAACGAAGAGGAAUUACUGAAGCAUAUAAAAACACAACAUCUACUAAGUUUCGAGGAUGCAUACAGAGUUGAACGUGAUAUAUUCAUAUGCAAUUACUGUUCACAAAUAUUCUUCAAUAAACUUCAAUUGGCCGUUCAUAUAACUUAUUGUCAUAUCGACAAGGAAAACGGUGUUGUGACCUGCCCGCGUUGUUUUAAAAGUAUUCGUAUAAAAUCUAUAUGGAUACAUUAUGAGAAACACAAUAUACAGAGUGUGUCUUCAUGCAAGAUAUGUUUGGACAAAUGCAAAAAUAGAGAACAUUUGAAAGAACACAUAAAAUCACACCUACCCUACUAUAAGUGUGAAAUGUGCGGGUACAUGGCGAAGAAACACGAUUUAUUCCAGCAGCACAUAAAGACGUUGCACAAAGACGACGAGGUUGUGGUUAAGGAGGGUAGAUAUAAAAAAUAUUUUGCUCCCCAAGUGUUGCAUUGGAGCAGAAAAUUACAAGGGAUAUCAGCAUUCAGAGGUCUCUAUUUACAAGAUUAUAUACGUGUUUGUGUGCUCUGUAGGGAAAUAUGUACAAGCACAGAAUCAAUGAAGCAUCAUAUACUGGUUGAACAUAAUAAAUAUAAAAUUAUGAAGACAGUGUUUUUGUGUAAUUGUGGUGAGAGUUUCACAAAUAAAGUGCUGUUUAAACAUCAUCUUUUCAAAAUGAAAGGUCAUAGAGAAGUGAGUGGUGGGUGA
Danaus chrysippus (African queen) is the source of this 951-nucleotide messenger RNA. The record is from the annotation of a GenBank genome assembly. Lineage: Eukaryota; Metazoa; Arthropoda; Insecta; Lepidoptera; Nymphalidae.